AUGCGCACGUCGGAGCUGCCGCGCCAGUCGCGCUUAAAUGUGCCGCUCGCGACGCUCCGCAAGCAAAAGGCCAUGCUCGAGCGCUCGGCCGUCACGCUCGCCGUCAAGGACGCGGCGAGCCAGAGCGCCCUGGCGGACGUCGCGGCCAAGUCCGUGACGCUGGAGAUCGCGCGCAUGCUCGACACGCCCUUCGCGAGCGCGCCGCCGGCCUGGCGGUUGAGCGAGACGCUGCGGCCCGGCGCGGAGACGGCCGUGCUGUCGCGCGGCGGCCGCCUCGACGGCGCGCAGUUCCGCUACCACGCCAAGGCCAUCAAGGCGCUCUGGCACGCGGAGGACCCGGGCUACUGGGACUACGCGAACAAGCGCGGCGGCCGCGAGCGGCGCCUGCGGCGCAUCCCGCCCUGGCUCGAGGGCUUCGACGCGAGCCGGCGGCUCUCGGAGCCGCCGCCGCCCGAGCCCGAGGAGCCGCGGGACGACGACGAGCCCGGGCGGCCGUCGCUCAACGGGCCGGCCUUCGCGACGGCGGCGGAGCUCGGCGUCGAGAAGCCGCUCAUGCUCGAGACCGUGCGCCCGAGGCACUACGACGUGUCCUGGGCCGACGGGUCGCCGGCGUUGACGCUGACGGCGGCCGCGCGGGAGCUCGUCGGCGCGGCGCCGCCGCGGCCGGAGACGCCGCCGCCGGCGACGCCGCCCGAGCCGACGCGGCCCGAGAGCGACGACGACGAGGGGUCCCCGGACGACGACGACGACGCCGACGGGACGCCGACGGCGCGGAGCGGCGCGUCGACCGCGCGGACGUCCGACGACGGCGAGACGCCCGACGACGAGUCGAGCCGGGUCAACCGCGCGCGCUGGAAGCUGACGAUGAAGCGCGCGCGGCAGCUCGCCGCCGUCGACGGCGCCGCGCCGAAGCGGCUGAGCCUCGCGCGCGUCGCGUCCAUGGCCGUGCUCCGGAGCCGCGCGCAGGCGCCCGGGUCCGCGUCGCACCUCGCGCCGCAGAGCGUCAAGGUCCGCGAGUCCGAGGCCCACGUGCGCCGCUUCCUCACGACGCACGUGUCCAUGCUGAGCGCCGGGUUACCGUUAUUAACAAAAGCCCUCGACGACGGCGAGGAGAGCGGCCGCGCGGCCGCCGCGCCCGCGGUCGCGUUCGCCGAGGAACUGCAGGAGCGGGCCUGCGACCUCCAGGACGCCAUCGUCUCGCUGCUGGCCUUCAGCGCCGACGAGGAGUCGCCGCCCCUGCCGCCGCUGGCGAGCCGCCUGCCGCCGGAGGACGUGCGCGACGCCGUCGCGGCGACGCGGCGUUUGUUCGCGCGCGUGCAGCCGCUCGCGGACGCGGCGCUCACGCGCGUCGGCGAGCUCGAGACGGCCCUGAAGGAGCGCGAGGAGGCGCGCCAGAGACCCCCCGACGCCGACGGGGCCGACGCGCCCGCGCCCGCGCCCGCGGCGCCGCGGCGCCGCGCGUCCGUCGUCGCGGUCCGCGGCGACGUGCGCUACGCGACGGAGCUGUCGCGGCUCGCGGCGGCGAUCCCGUCGGCCGCGGACAGGGUGCUCGAGACGUUCCGCACGUUCACGCGCCACCUCCAGGACGCGCAGGACGGCGACGCCUUCUCGUCGACGGCGUCCGCGUUGAUGCUCGCGAUCCGCUGGCGGCGGCGCGCGCGGCAGGCGAACGAGCGCCGCGAGUCCGAGUCCGGCGGCGCCUCGGCGCCCGCGGCGUCCCCGCAGCGCCGCGUGAGCCGGGCCGCGUCGUUCCGCAAGCCGCCGUCGCCGGGCGGCGACGGCGGCGAGAAGCCGAGCGCGGCCUACGACGCCGCGGCCGCGCGCUGGCGGAGCACGAUCGUCAACGUGGCGACGAUGCGCCGCGCGCAAGUCGAGGACCAGAUCCGGCGCAACUCCAUCUUGGCGGGCGACGUCGCGGCGAUCCAGGCCCUCGAGGCCCAGCAGAAGGAGGACGAGCUGAGCCGCCUCAAGCAGAUGGGCCAGAAGCUCGCGGCGCUCGACGCGGGCGACGCGCCCGCCGGCGACGGCGACGACGACGGCGACGGCGGCGACGACGACGACCACACCAAGGAGACGGAGGCGUCGGGCGACGAGUCCAAGGACGACGACAAGAAGAGCCUCAGCACCGCGGCGUCCAAGCAGGUGAGCCACGACCGCGAGGAGCUCCUCGAGCGCGCCGGCGGCAUCGCCGUGCACCGCAUCGACCGCGUCUUCGAGCGCCUCGGCGACGCGAGCGCGGCCAGCGACCCGCCGAAGCCGCCGGACAACACGAAGGACGUCGUCAAGCGCGUCAAGCUCGAGGCGCUCAAGGGCCUCGUGGCCGUCGCGGGCAUCAAGGCGUCGGAGCACCUGCGCGUGCCCGAGCUCUACGAGGAGUGCGAGGACGACGCGGCCGCGGAGAAGGAGCAGGUGCUCAAGGGCGGCGCGGCGCUCCAGCACGACGGCGAGGUCUGCGUGCCCGCGCCCGUCUGGCUCUCCCACUUCCUCGACAUCGCCAAGUCCCAGGGCGCGCGGCACCUCGACGACGUCCUCGACAUGCUCGAGCGCGCACAGAAGAUGUCGGAGCGGCGCAAGACGCAGCGGCUCACGAUCCGCGAGAAGGGCCUCACGGAGAUCCAGGAGGCGCGGCGGUCCUACGCGCGCGCGGGCAACGACGAGCGCGUCGCCGAGCAGGCGCGCCGCGCGACGCUCACGAACCGGAGCCGCCGGUCGCUCAUCCAGCGGCCGACGCUGUCCACGGCGGACCGGCCCGCGCGCGCGUCCGUGCUCCAGCGCACGUCCAUGCUCCAGCGGUCCACGUCGACGCCGGCCUUCCUCGUGCGGAACCCGCGCGCGUCCAUGGUCCAGCGGCCCGCGCAAUCCGACGACGCGUCGGACCAGUCCGCGCCGCCGGACCUCGAGCGCGAGCCCACGCCCAUGCCCGCGGCGCUCCGCGACAAGUACCGCAAGCCGCCGACGGUCCGGCUCCCGUCCAAGGACCCGCCGCGGCGGCGGAACUCGCUCCUACAGCACGCGCCGACGUGCCAGGUGGGCUUCCCGCCCACGGCGACCUCGGCGACGGCGCAGACGCCGAGCGACCGGUGCUUGUCGAUCGCCGGCGCGAACCAGAGGCCGUCCUCGCGCACGCGGUGCUCCCUCAAGUCCUGGACCGUCGGCACGGAGCACAUGGCGGCGGCGAUGGCGAUCACGAGGACGGCGAGCAGGGAGUGGAGCUGCCACUGCACCGUCGACGCGAUGCGGUCGCCCGUCUCCUUCCAGCGCCAGCGCGACCGGGGCGACCGCGCGCGCCCUGGCAUCGAGAGCAUGGGCGUCUUCUUCGCGGACCCGCCGCCGCGGCCGCCGCCGCCGAUCCGGCUCGAGAAGGCGCGGUCCUUCCGGCGCAUGAAGACGCAAGCGCCGGCCUUCGGCGACGACGAGGGCCGCGAGGUCUUCGGCGGCCCGCGGCAGGAGUCGCCCAUGUCCGGCGCGCAGCGCGCGCUGCGGCGCCUGUCGACCAUGGGCGCGGCGGACGACGCCGACGACGCCGUCGACGCGCGCGAGUCCGAGGCGUCCGUGCGCGCGAGUCUGUGCGAGCGCAUGGCGAGCCGCGUCGCCGACUCGCUCCGCGAACCCUCGCCCGGCCUCGGCGCGUCCGACGCGCACGCGGAGCUGCGGCACGUCUUCGACGCCAUCGCCGAGGGCGGCGACUCCAUCACGGAGCGCGAGUUCGUCGCCCUCGCCGCCGUGCUCCGCCUCAACCUGUCGCCCGCGGAGUGCCGGCGCGUCUGGCGCCAGGUCGACCUCCAGCGGACGGGCGCCGUGAGCUUCGCGGCCUUCGAGCGCGCCGUGCGGCGGCGGCGCCUGCUGCGGCGCAUCGUCGCCGCCUACGUCGACGACCGCUGCGACCGCGACGGCGACGCGAACGCGUUCGCCGUGCCGGCGGGCUACGACUACGACGGGUCCACGCGCGACAACUACCGGGCCGACGCCGCGCCGGCCGUCGACGCGUCGCCGGCCGUCGCCGCCGCGCGCGCGCUCGUCGACGCGGGCUACCACGGCCACUACGCCGCGGCGCGCGAAAAGUGGCAGAACGGCAUCGUCGAGUCCAUCGCCGUGCGCACCGAGCCGCAGCGGCGGCCCUGGGUCGUCUUCACCUGCGGGCCCAUGGGCGCGGGCAAGGGCCACGCGCUCUCCUGGCUCAGCGAGCACGGCUUUUUUCCGUUGGAGAACAUCGUCCACGUGGACCCGGACCUCUUCAAGCAGCUCAUGCCCGAGUGGCCCGGCUACGUCGCGCGCGACCCGCGGUCCGCGGGCACGCGCUGCCACCGCGAGUCGGGCCUCCUCGCGGAGCUCACGCAGGACGUCGCCAUGCAGCAGUCGCAGCACGUCUGGGUCGACGGCAGCCUCCGCGACGGCCCCUACUACGCGCAGGUCAUGGCGGACCUGCGCGCGCCGGCGUCCCGGGGGAAUCGCGCGAGAGACGCCGGCCCGAGCAUCCCUCGCCGCAGGCGCGAGCGGUAUCCGCACUAUCGCCUCGCGAUCUUCUACGUGACCUGCUCCGAGGCGACGGCGCGGCGGCGGGCGAAGGCGCGCGCGGAGCGCACGGGCCGCGCGAUCCCGGAGGCGCUCUUCCUCGACUCGUUGGCGGCGCCGGACGCGUCGCUGCGGCUGCUGACGCCCCACGUCGACUUCCUGGCGCGCAUGUCGAACGAGGUCGACGGCGCGCCGCCGUCCCUGGACGCGGUGGAGGCCGUCGACAACUCGGGCGACUUCGCGGCGCUGCGGCGGCGCUUCGCGCACACCGUGGAACCCGCGGACCCCUUCGCGCGGUUCCCCGAGCGCCUGGGACCCGUGGGCGUCGCGCCCUGGGUCGACGCGCCAACGGAGGCGCGCCUCGACGGCGCCGGGCGGCUCGUGCUGCGCCUGGCCGGCGGCGAGGAGGCGCGGGGCAGCGCGCCGCACGUUUUGGCGCUCUCGCCGGAGAGCCGCCGCGCGACGGGCUGCCCCGACGGCGCCGUCUUCUUCGCGUACGUCGACGCGCGCGGCGGCGCGGGUCCCCUGGCGCGGGGCGGCCUCGCCUGGCUCGGGCUCCAGGGCGACGUCCUGUCCGUCGCGAGCUUCGAGCGGCACGACGACGCCGCGAAGCAGCACGACGCGCAGCUCACGUUCGGGGAGCCCGCGGAGAUGCCGGCGAACGCCGCGGCGGCGCUCCGCGGCCGCUGGAGACCGCUCGAGGACGGGCCCUGGCCCGAGGGCCCGGCGUCGAAGCGGGCGUCGGCCUUCCUCUUCCUCGCGCCCCGGGAGAUGGUCCUGGGGACGCGCCACGCGCCCCACGGCGGCGUCGCCUUCCUCUUCGGCGCCGUGCCGGCGAGCGGGGGCGGCGCCCACGCCGAGGAGCACUCGCCGACGGGCGCCACGAGCGUCCGCCUCUUCCCCAUCCGCGGCGACCUCGAGUAA
Aureococcus anophagefferens is the source of this 5436-nucleotide messenger RNA. RefSeq lists its product as hypothetical. Gene Ontology annotation, molecular function: ATP binding; kinase activity. Lineage: Eukaryota; Pelagophyceae; Pelagomonadales; Pelagomonadaceae. The record is from RefSeq and is a predicted model, not a curated record. The transcript is spliced from 3 exons. The coding region runs from base 1 to 5436 and encodes 1811 amino acids.